Molecule: messenger RNA, 161 nt
Organism: Dentiscutata heterogama
Lineage: Eukaryota; Fungi; Glomeromycota; Glomeromycetes; Diversisporales; Gigasporaceae
Source: the annotation of a GenBank genome assembly
AUGAUGUCCAACGUGGUGAACAAAAUAAAUUCGAGCUCGGAUCAGACAAAAAAUCUACUGAAUCAACUAAAGAAAGCAAAAAGAAAGCCUCCAAAGAUACUAAAAUUAGCAAGAAAAUAUUAAAAGAAUAUUUACAUGCUAUUAGAAAAUAUCCACAAUGA